Messenger RNA from Salpingoeca rosetta, 1001 nucleotides. RefSeq lists its product as uncharacterized. Gene Ontology annotation, molecular function: pyridoxal phosphate binding; molybdenum ion binding; catalytic activity. The transcript is spliced from 8 exons. Lineage: Eukaryota; Choanoflagellata; Craspedida; Salpingoecidae. Bases 75 to 1001 code for a protein of 308 amino acids. The record is from RefSeq and is a predicted model, not a curated record.
UGCCUGCCUCCGCCGCUCUCUGUCCCUCUCUGUGUCUUCUCUGUCUCGCGUUCCUCCACACCCCAUUCAAAAGGAUGGAUGAUUUUGAGCAGACGGUGUUUGUGUCGCUGGCGCUGGCUGCGCCCUUGCUUGUGGCCAUUCGCCGGUGGUUGAACCCGAAGCGGGAGUCGCGCCUCCGUCCCGCCGUGGAGGAGAUCUGGUUGUUCCCUAUCAAGUCCUGCGCCGGCCUUAAAGUGAAGCAGGCUGCCAUCGACCAGUACGGCCUGCAACACGACCGCCGGUUUAUGGUUGUGUCAAAGGACAAGAAGCGGUUCCAGAGCCAGCGCGCUCUUCCCAUCAUGGCCAACAUCCACGUCGGCUUUGUUGGCGAUGACUUGGUUGCCGUGCAUGAAGGCAUGCCUCCACUCUACCUCGCCACCUGUGCAGACGUUCGACGCAACGCCAUCGGAGACGUGCAAGUCAAGUGCGACCCCUCCACAGUCGUCGGCAAACCGACCGGCAGCAGCAGCAGCAGCAGCAGCACUGUUGACGUCACCAUCUGGGAUGACACAAUCGCCGCUCAGACUGUGUCUGACGAGCAUGACCGCUGGUUCAGUCAGGCGCUGGGCAAAGAUGUGCAGCUUGUGCGCACGCUCCCGCCAAACCAGCACCACCGCCUCGUCAACAACAACAUCACGCGCUUCCGCCCGAAUGUGGUGGUGGCGGCGUGUGUACCCUUUGAGGAAGACACGUGGCAGGAAAUCACCGUUGGCGACAACAUCACCAUGGACCUGCCAGAGCCGUGCAUGCGGUGCUCGCUGCCAACAGUUGAUCCGGACACGGGCAAGAAGGACCCGAAGAAGGAGCCAACGAAGACUCUUCAGACGUAUCGCAGUAACGGUCACGGCGUCUUCUUUGGGCAGAACGCCGUCGUGCAGCAGACGACAGGAUCCAUCCGUGUUGGCGACCGCAUUUCUGUUCUGAAGCGAAAGGACGACGACCCCAUUGCACAGCUCUACUGA